Molecule: messenger RNA, 1003 nt
Organism: Contarinia nasturtii (swede midge)
Lineage: Eukaryota; Metazoa; Arthropoda; Insecta; Diptera; Cecidomyiidae
Gene: eIF3j
Product: eukaryotic translation initiation factor 3 subunit J
Exons: 6
Coding region: 187-909 (240 amino acids)
Cellular component (GO): cytoplasm; eukaryotic translation initiation factor 3 complex
Molecular function (GO): translation initiation factor activity
Source: RefSeq, a predicted model, not a curated record
GCUUUCAAUAAAUUGCCACACACAUUAUUCAAGCGUGCGAGAGAAACACAUCAACGUGAUUCGUACAGUGCAUUUUCAUAAUUUUUCUUUAUUUUUUCCGUUUGCAUCGACUAUUGGUUGGAUCCACGAAUUGUGUGGAUUGAAAUUUAGAUCAAAUUUGUGAUUAAUAUUUAGAUAAAAGUUACAAUGGAAGAAGACUGGGAAAAAUUGGCGGAUGAGCCUGUAAAAAAACCUGCGGUAAUUGCCAACAUUAACAAAUGGGAAGGCGAAGAUGAAGAUGAAGUCAAAGAUAGCUGGGAAGAUGAAGACGAAGAAGAGCAAAAGGAAGAAGAAAAGAAAGGUGAAGAUGGUGAAGCUCAAGUGGUUAAGAAAACAAAACCACAAAAGAACCUAAGUAAAAAAAUUGCCGAACGAGAGCGAUUGAAACAAGAAGAAGAGGAGAGAAAGGCACGCGAACGAGAGGAAAACAUGACACCCGAAGAAAAAUUAGCGGAAAAAUUGCGGUUACAAAAAAUUCAAGAAGAAGCUGAUCUGCGUGCGGCAAUGGACACAUUCGGUGUCACCGACAAAAGUGGCAUCGAUGCAAUUCAACCGAAAAAUAAAACAGAACUUAGUGAACUUGCUGAUGCAAUCAGCAAAAAGGUUAGCCAAUACAAACACUUAGUCGACUUUCCCGGUUUUCUCGAAGAGCUCGUACGGAAUGUAUGCGUUAAUUUGGGAUCAAGCGAUUUGCAAAAAAUCAAAAAGACCGUAGACAAUUUGUAUACAGAAAAGCAAAAAUUGGAAAAGGAAAAAAGUAAAAAAGGAAGCAAAGGAAAAACAAAAGUAAAUCUUCGCAUCGAAACGGAUAAUGCUAACAUGAAGGAAUACGGAACAUACGAAUCCUACGAUUACGAUGAUUUCAUGUAAAAUACAAAAGAAGAAAAAACACAACAACAACACAAUUUUUUAAAGUGCUGAAUGUUAUCUAAUUAUUUAAACAUUGAAAAAGGCAAAAAAAAAA